Messenger RNA from Psilocybe cubensis, 4620 nucleotides. RefSeq lists its product as uncharacterized. NCBI's taxonomy places the organism in Eukaryota, Fungi, Basidiomycota, Agaricomycetes, Agaricales, Agrocybaceae. Gene Ontology annotation, cellular component: eukaryotic translation initiation factor 4F complex. The coding region runs from base 1 to 4620 and encodes 1539 amino acids. Gene Ontology annotation, molecular function: translation initiation factor activity; protein binding; mRNA binding. The transcript has 7 exons. The record is from RefSeq and is a predicted model, not a curated record.
AUGAGCAAGUCUUCUACUGCAACUGCACCAAAGAAUCCGACUCCGCUUCCAGCAAAGUCAGCCUGGGCAAAGGGCCCCCCGCAGACAGCGACAGCGCCUUCCCCUCGCUCACAAUCUCCGGCUCCUUCCACACCCACUCAUCAGACCCAUUCUCGUCGACCUAGCACUCUAGGCCAGGGUAUACCCAUCAAAGAUGGCGUUAGUGUUCCUCGGAAUAACGUAGGAGCUGUAAAACAAGGCUCAGCAGUGACUUUUGGAUCAAUAGAUGACGUUUCAGCGCCAAUAUCCUCGUCACCAGCAGCCGCCCCAUCUCUUAAAGCCGAAGUCGUAAAAUCCUUCGGGACCGUGCCUGCUACCGGCCAUGUCAAUGGGAAAGCCUCUAUAUCAUCAAGGGCGUCAGUCGCCACACCUGCCGCUUCAUCAUCAUCGGCCUCAUCGUCAUCAUCGACGGCUACCCCAGCAGCUGCUUCCUCAGCUGCGGCUUUGCCAAAGCCAAAAAUUGACAUCAAGAAGAUGUUCCAAAAUCCCACCUCCGCCCCCGCCUCAAAUCCCCCGCCUGACACUUCAUCACCCUCGCAACGAAAUGUAAAUCUACCUGUUCAACAAUCGCCAUUACAUCAAAGCCAAUCCGUCCAUACCCCACUUACUCCUCACUCCUUUUCUACAUUCGUACCCAGACUCCCUCAAAAUACUGGGCCAAAUGGUGGACCACCCCGUUCUCCUCAAUACCCUCGUCAACUUCCUAAUGGAAAUGGCCCGCGGCCUCAGGGAGGGCAGAAUGGCGGCCCUUCGACUGGUAUGCCUUCACCUCGCCUUGGCCCACAUCCUCACAAUGGCCAGCCGUCUCAAAUGGCACCUGCACCCCAAAUGCAGCCUCAGAUGCCUGCUCAGAUGCCAAUGGGGAUGCCUUGGGGGGGAUACUAUCCUUAUCCUCCUGAUCAGCAGUACAUGUAUUCAGCGCAGUGGUAUCCUUCAAUGCCUAUGCAACAGCCUCACGGCCAGCAUCAACCUCCAACACCCGGUCUUCCUCCUCACGGCGGUAUGCCAAUGUCUCCUAGAAACCCUCCCGCAUCUCUUCAAACCCCAGGUACACCUAUCUUAUCACAGGCACUACCAAAUCCUACGCAUGCUCCACACCCGCCUCCUGUUCUUUCUCACCCAACGCAUUCCAUGGGUGGCCUAACAUCCCCACCGACAACUCCGUCUACUUCCUCCAUACCUAAUCGUCUCAAUGCCGCUUCAAAUGCAUUUGUGCCACGGCAGCCCUCUCGGGUGACGCUGAAAAAGGAAGACGGUACUGAAGUUAAGCUAGAGAAUCUUAAAUCUCCUGCACCAUCAUCAAACACAUCUGCACCUACGCCACAAGGUUCUGCGUACAGGCAGGGUAGUCCUGGGACGCCUACACGGCGGCCAGCCAGUGUUCGUAUAGAAUCUGAGGAUCAGAGAAAGAUCAGACUAGCUGAGGAGGAGAAUAAGGAGAAAGAAAAGGCCCGGCUGAAGGCCGAAGCCGAGGAAAAGGCUAGGAAGGAGAAAGAAGAGGCCGAGCGCAAGGUGAGGGAGGCCGAGGAGAAGAAAAGGCAAGAAGAAGAGGCUGAGAAGGAACGGAUUCGCAAAGAGGAAGAGGAGAAAGAAGCAGAGCGCUUGCGUAGAGAGGAAGAGGAGCGCGCGCGCAAGGAGGCCGAGGAGCGUGAGGCUCAGCGCCUUAGGGAGGAAGAAGAACGUAAGCGUCAGGAGGAGGAAGCUGCAGAAGCGAAGAGGAUUGCGGAGGAAAAGGCCAAGAAGGAGGCUGAGGAACGGGCAGAACAAGAAAGAAUUGAGAAGGAGAAAGCUGAACAGGCCCGCCUUGCCAAAGAGGCUGAAGAGGAGCGAUUGCGAAUUGAGGAGGAGGAGAAACGACGCCUUGAGGAAGAGGCUGCAAAGUCGGCAAAGGAGCCCGAGCCGGAACUUGAUGGCAAGUCUGAAUCGACACUUGAAGAGGGAGAAGUCGUUGAGGACAAUAAUACCGAUGCGAAAGAUGAUGGGAAGGAUAAACCCAAGGAAUCUCUUCGAAUCAACACAGGUGCUACAUCUCCAACAGUGGAUAGAAGGCAACGACCUGGUCCUCUCGACCUAACCAACGCCAAGAAUUCAAACAUUCCUGCACCUCAGACGGCCCUCGCUACUGCGCGCAUCAUCUCUGAUAUCAGUUCUGUUCAAUACCCUGCUGGCGUCAGUAGCCCACGUCCUGACCUCAAUGAAAAUGCGAAAGAAGGAAAAUUCAGGUACGACCGAGACUUCCUUCUGCAAUUCAUGUCCAUUUGCAAGGAGAAGCCUGCUAUGCUCCCUCCUCUGGAUGCCAUCGGCUUAGAACCUGCCGAUCAAUCACAACACCAGAUGACUCGCACUCAAUCUGGCCGUCGCACUGGUCCCGGAGGCGCCCCCGCUUCUCGCCAAUCAUCAAUCGGCCUUGGAUUCCCUGCUGGUACCUUCAACAAAGGCUCUGGCUCAUUAUCCAGCAUGGGUCAAUUCAGCACAGUAGGUGCAAGCAAGCUCAGCAGUCAGGAGCGUUUCGAGGCUGCUCGACCCGUGUCUGUCAGCGGUGCUUCAGGUAUGCAAUUUACCAACCGACCGCAACCAAUGACUCGGACCACCAGUCAGGGUGGUCCUGGUGGUCCUCUGCGCGAUCGUACUCGUAGUAAGCGUGGCGAGAAACGCGGAGAAAACAACAAGGCUGCUGGGGGUAACGCUGGCGGACAACAGGGCCAUGGUGGCGCAUUUAAUAACUACCACCAGCAGCAACAGCAGCAGAACCUCGAACCCGUGGCCCCUCUACAAGCCACUGCUAACCGAUGGGAUAGGAAGGCUAUACAAGCUGACGCCGAUUCUCCUGAGAUGGUUGACCGUAAGGUCAAGGGCCUUUUGAACAAGUUGACGAUGGAGAAGUUUGAUUCGAUUUCUGACCAAAUUAUUGCAUGGGCCAACAAAUCGGAGAAGGAGAAGGAUGGUCGUACGCUUAUUCAGGUCAUCCGAUUGGUGUUCGAGAAAGCUACAGACGAGGCUACUUGGUCAGAGAUGUAUGCACGUCUUUGCCGAAAGAUGAUGGAACAGAUCAGCCCCAAAGUUCAGGAUGACGGUAUCAAGAACAACGAGGGAAAACCUAUUGCGGGAGGCCAGUUAUUCCGCAAAUACUUGCUGAAUCGUUGCCAGGAGGACUUCGAGCGAGGGUGGGUGGCUAAGGAGGCUACCGCUGCAGCUGCCGCUUCUAAAGCAUUGGAGGAUGAAGCCAUCAAGGCAGCUCAUGAGAAAGGUAAAGCAGAUGGGAAAGAUGAGGAGGUUGCCCUCUAUUCCGACGAGUACUACGCUGCACAGAAGGCCAAGCGUCAAGGUCUCGGUCUCAUCAAGUUCAUUGGUGAACUAUUCAAGCUUCAGAUGCUUACGGAGCGUAUCAUGCACGAGUGUGUGAAGAAGCUUCUCGGCAACGUUGAUAAUCCUGAGGAAGAGGAAAUCGAAUCUUUGUGCAAACUCCUGGGUACUGUCGGUGGCAUUCUGGAUACGCCCAAAGCUCGCGCCCACCUGGAUGUGUACUUUGCCCGCAUGAAGGAGCUUAUCAAAAGCCCCAAUGUUACUCCUCGUAUGCAAUAUAUGCUGCAGGAUCUUGUAGAACUUCGUGAGAGGAAGUGGGUUGCUCGUAAUGCGGUUGCGGCUCCAACUACCAUUGCAGCCAUUCACGAAAACGCUGCGAAAGAGAAGGCCGCCGCUGAGAAGGAGUCAUACCAAAGACAGAUCAGCAUGUCUCGUGGUGGUUCAAGACGCGGUGGUGACCGCAACGAUUUCAACCAGGUCAACCCUGACGGGUGGGCGGUCGCUGGAGGUGGAUCAGGUCCUUCGCGACCACCACCGAAGGCUGGCGAUCUUUCCAACUUCGGCAAGAUCAGCAAAGCUCAGCCCAUGACAUUCGGCCCGAGCAGCGUCUUUGCUGGUAAGAAGGGAGCCGAGAAUAAGCGGGAAUCUAUCUCUCGAACUAGUUCAAGCUCGAACAUGUUUUCUAUGCUUAGCGCCCAAGGUGCAGAGUCGAGCGAACCUGCGACCAAACCCGCUGAACCAGCUCAAAGGAAACGGCUUGUCCUUCAACCUCGUUCGAAGCCUGUCGAAUCUGAAGCUACUGAGUUGGAGACGGCAUCCCCCGUCGCUGGAUCAGAAUCCGAUUCGGAUGAAGAGGCUGCCUCUGAGGUAGAAAUGUCAGAAGCUGACGCCCUCAAGAAGAUCAAAGAGGACUUGAAGGAAUUCUUUGCCGUGCGCAAUCUUGAGGAGGCUGAGGUGUACUUCAAGAUCCCCGCCCAACAUCAUCAUACCCUGGUCGACAAGUUUGUCUCUAGCGCUGUCGAGUCGAAGGAAGCUGAUGCCAAACUGGUAUCCGAUUUCUUUGAAGCCGCCGCAUCGAAGGAACUUUGCACUGCUCAAGCCUUCGAAGAUGGUUUCACGCCAAUUGCUGAAGUCAUCGAUGAUAUCGCCAUCGAUGCUCCUAAGGCAUUCCAGUUGUUUGCGCUAAUGAUCAAAGGUGCCAAACUGGACGACGACAGACGACAGCGAUUGGCCUCGAAAUCUAUGGACAGCGACAAGCUUUUGGCACUGUUACAGUAG